Molecule: messenger RNA, 2387 nt
Organism: Alnus glutinosa
Lineage: Eukaryota; Viridiplantae; Streptophyta; Magnoliopsida; Fagales; Betulaceae
Product: protein NUCLEAR FUSION DEFECTIVE 4
Exons: 3
Coding region: 278-2071 (597 amino acids)
Cellular component (GO): membrane
Source: RefSeq, a predicted model, not a curated record
UGUGUCGUUCGUGCAAAUCUCUCAGGUUCCAAUUUCUUUAUUUAUCUUGAUGAACAUAAUGCCAAAUCAGCCACUCUGUUGUCCCAACCCAGCACAUCAUCGUCGUCGUCAUCAUCAUCAUCAUCAUCCCCCACCUCUCUGUCUGUCUGUCUGUUUGUCUGUUUGCUUUGGUUGUAUUAUAAAGAAAUCUCAAAGCUUUCCGUGAGAACACAAGGUAAAGAGAAAGCCUUUGGUUGUUUUGAAAGGCAGAGAGUGAGUGACUGAGUGAGAGAAAGAUAUGAGUGGUGGGUGCUGGCGAGAGAGGUUGAGGUCGUUUGUGAGCAACAGAUGGCUGGUGUUCGUGGCCGCAAUGUGGUUGCAAUCGUGUGCGGGGAUCGGGUACCUGUUUGGGAGCAUAUCGCCGGUGAUAAAGAGAUCGCUUGGCUAUAACCAGAGGCAGAUUGCGAGGCUUGGGGUGGCCAAGGACUUGGGAGACAGCGUUGGUUUCUUGGCUGGGAGCCUUUGCGAGGUCUUGCCCUUGUGGGGUGCUCUCCUCGUCGGUGCUCUCCAGAACUUUGUUGGCUAUGGCUGGGUUUGGCUCGUUGUCACUGGCAGAUCUCCCACUUUGCCUUUGUGGGCUAUGUGCGUUCUUAUAUUUGUGGGCACAAAUGGUGAGACUUACUUCAACACAGUUGCUCUGGUUUCCUGCGUGCAAAACUUCCCAAAAAGUCGGGGUCCUGUGGUCGGAAUUCUAAAGGGCUUUGCUGGAUUGGGUGGCGCAAUUUUGACUCAGAUAUAUGCAAUGAUUCAUUCCCCUGAUCAUGCAUCUCUGAUAUUCAUGGUUGCAGUCGGUCCAGCAAUGGUAGUUAUUGCCGUAAUGUUCAUUGUCAGACCUGUUGGAGGUCACAGACAGGUCGGGCCAACUGAUGGCAUAAGUUUCACAUUUAUCUAUAGUGUAUGCCUCCUAUUGGCUGCUUAUUUGAUGGGAGUCAUGCUUGUUGAAGACCUGGUCGAUUUGAACCAUACAUUUAUCACGAUUUUUACGGUAAUUUUAUUUAUCCUUCUUCUGAUUCCAAUUGCAAUUCCCAUGUCAUUGAGUUUUUGCCUAGAGCCAAGAGCUCCGGAAGAAGAGACACUCCUGUGUGAGCCACAGAAACAAGAACUUGACAGACUUCGGCAGGAUCCUAGUGAGGUUAUAUUCAGUGAGUUGGAAGAUGAGAAGCCUAAGGAAGUGGACUUGCUUCCAGCAUCAGAGAGGCAAAAGCGAAUUGCACAAUUGCAAGCAAAACUAUUCCAGGCAGCCGCAGAGGGAGCGGUGAGGGUCAGGCGGAGGAGGGGUCCGCAUAGAGGGGAGGACUUCACCCUGAUGCAAGCUUUAAUCAAAGCAGACUUUUGGCUUAUAUUUUUCUCACUUCUAUUGGGCUCUGGAUCUGGGUUGACAGUGAUUGAUAAUCUGGGUCAGAUGAGUCAGUCUCUAGGGUAUGAUAACACACAUAUUUUUGUGUCCAUGAUCAGCAUUUGGAACUUUCUAGGUCGUAUUGGUGGUGGUUACUUCUCUGAGGUUAUUGUGAGGGACCAUGCUUAUCCUAGACCAGUGGCAAUGGCUGUGGCACAACUCAUUAUGGCAGUUGGGCAUCUUUUAUUUGCUAUGGGGUGGCCUGGGGCAAUGCACAUUGGCACACUGUUGAUUGGACUUGGCUAUGGGGCUCACUGGGCGAUUGUGCCAGCUGCUGCCUCCGAGUUAUUUGGUUUGAAAAAAUUUGGGGCUUUGUACAAUUUCCUCACACUGGCAAAUCCUGCCGGUUCUUUAGUAUUCUCUGGUGUAAUUGCUAGCAGUAUAUAUGACCAUGAAGCAGAGAAGCAAGCUCAUCAACAACUUCAACAGCAGCAGAAUUGGGGAUCAAUUUUCUCAGGCACGUUUAGUGUGGAUGAACCACUGAAGUGUGAAGGUGCCAUAUGCUUCUAUCUAACUUCACUGAUAAUGUCUGGGUUCUGCAUUAUUGCCUUUGUAUUAAGCAUGAUUCUUGUUUAUCGGACCAAGAUUGUAUAUGCCCACCUCUAUGGAAAAACAAGUACAACUAGGCUUACAUAACCAAAUUAUUUGUCCAAAUUAUUGUGGUGUUUCAACACUUCAUUCAAGAUAGGUUUCUUCCAUGUAAACAUACAUCACAAGAACAAUAGCAGAGGCGAGAAUGCUUCGAAACACACUUCUCUCCAGGGUGAGACUUGGCUCUUCUUCAUUACAUUGCGGUUGAUCACUACAACUUGAUUUAUCUUUCGAAUGUUGAGCUGUUGUAUGCUUUCCUUUUUUGAUUUGGACAUUGUUUGGCUUGAAAUGUUUGAAAUCUACUGUCAGUUUUGUCCACUGUGCUCAUCAAACGAAUAAACUAUGCUUGUUUGUAUGUUCU